AUGCUUUCUGUGUUUGAACUCCAAAACUCCUUCUCAGCCACGGAGCUUCUCCUGGCUUCCUCCAUCUUCUGCCUGGUAUUCUGGGUGGUCAGGGCCUCAAGGCCUCCAGUUCCCAAAGGCCUGAAGAGUCCACCAGGGCCGUGGGGCUGGCCUCUAAUAGGGCAUGUGCUGACCCUGGGGAAGAACCCACACCUGGCGCUGUCGAGGAUGAGCCAGCAGUAUGGGGACGUGCUGCAGAUCCGCAUUGGCUCCACACCCGUGGUAGUGCUAAGUGGCCUGGACACCAUCCGGCAGGCCCUGGUGCGACAGGGGGAUGAUUUCAAGGGCCGGCCUGACUUCUACAGCUUCACCCUCAUCACUGAUGGCCAGAGCUUGACCUUCAACCCAGACUCUGGACCGGUGUGGGCUGCUCGCCGGCGCCUAGCCCAGAACGCCCUAAAAAGUUUCUCCAUUGCCUCCAACCCAGCUUCCUUGUCCUCCUGCUACUUGGAGGAGCAUGUGAGCAAGGAGGCUGAAGCCCUCAUCAGCAAGUUCCAGGAGCUGAUGUCAAGGGUUGGGCACUUUGACCCCUACAAGUAUGUGGUGGUGUCGGUGACCAAUGUCAUCUGUGCCAUAUGCUUUGGCCAGCGCUAUGACCACGACCAUGAAGAGCUCCUUAGCAUAGUCAACCUGAGUAAUGAGUUCGGGGAGGUGGUUGCCUCUGGAAACCCAGCUGAUUUCAUCCCUGUCCUCCGUUACCUGCCCAACUCUGCUCUGGAUGCCUUCAAGGACCUGAAUAAAAAGUUCUACAGCUUCACGCAGAAGAUAGUCAAGGAGCACUACAAAACGUUUGAGAAGGGCCACAUCCGGGACAUCACAGACAGCCUGAUUAAGCACUGUCAGGAUAAGAGACUGGAUGAGAAUGCUAAUAUUCAGCUGUCAGACGAGAAGAUUGUUAGUGUUGUCUUGGACCUCUUUGGAGCUGGAUUUGACACAGUCACAACUUCCAUCUCCUGGAGCCUCCUGUACCUAGUAACAAACCCCAGGGUACAAAGCAAAAUCCAAGAGGAGCUGGACACAGUGAUUGGCAGGGCGCGAUGGCCCCGGCUCUCUGACAGACCCCAGCUGCCCUAUCUGGAGGCAUUCAUUCUGGAGACCUUCCGACACUCCUCCUUCCUUCCCUUCACCAUCCCGCACAGCACCACAAGAGAUACAAAUGUGAAUGGAUUUUACAUCCCCAAGGGGCGUUGUGUCUUUGUGAACCAGUGGCAGAUCAACCAUGACCAGAAGCUGUGGAGUAACCCAUCCGAGUUCCAGCCUGAACGGUUUCUCACCCCCGAUGGUACUGUCAACAAGGCACUGGGUGAGAAGGUGAUUAUCUUUGGCCUGGGCAAGCGGAAGUGCCUCGGGGAGACCAUUGCCCGCUUGGAGGUCUUUCUGUUCCUGGCCAUCCUGCUGCAGCAGGUGGAAUUCAGCGUGCUGCCGGGUGUGAAGGUGGACAUGACCCCCAUCUACGGGCUAACCAUGAAGCAUGCCCGCUGCGAGUACUUCCAAAUGCAAAUGCGCUCUUAG
Molecule: messenger RNA, 1551 nt
Organism: Galeopterus variegatus (Sunda flying lemur)
Lineage: Eukaryota; Metazoa; Chordata; Mammalia; Dermoptera; Cynocephalidae
Product: cytochrome P450 1A1
Exons: 6
Coding region: 1-1551 (516 amino acids)
Biological process (GO): progesterone metabolic process; hormone biosynthetic process
Molecular function (GO): heme binding; oxidoreductase activity, acting on paired donors, with incorporation or reduction of molecular oxygen, reduced flavin or flavoprotein as one donor, and incorporation of one atom of oxygen; steroid 17-alpha-monooxygenase activity
Source: RefSeq, a predicted model, not a curated record